UUGCGUAUAUUUGGAAAAUUUAACCAUCUUGUUUUUUUCUACCCAUCUUGUUUUUGUUUCGCCCUAUCUCACUAUUUUUGCCAUCUGCAGAGGAUGUCAUCCAUAUAAUUUACUUUCUGUGGCCUUAUAAGUCUGGCAAGAAAAGAUCGCCUUCACUAUGAAACCUUAGUGGUCAGAAAGUUUGAACAAAUGACAGAAUGCACAGAACAUGCAUAUGGUAUACAAAGCAAUGAAUUUCUUACUUUUGUUCAUUCACAUCUUCUUUGACUUUGGAAUUGACGUUGUCAUUCUACGACAUUAGUAGUCACAUUCCGAUAUUUUUUUUGGAUGUGAGGCAUAUAUUUGCUCGUUUUCCAGCUUCUUUGUAUGGGCGAAAACUUUUCUGUUUUGGAAAUGGACAAAAAUUGAUUCGUGCACAGUCAUCCAUAUAAUCGAGUCAGUGUGGCCUACCUUUGAAAUAUAAGCCACAGAGGCUGUAAUUAAAGGAAGUACUGUAUGCCAAACCUUGCAAAAAGAGUAUUCAUUGAUAAAGAAUUAAUCAAUCUUGUGCGGAUAUGCCAUUGCAAAUUGUACAUACAUGCGUGUGUAAUAUUAUAAUAAGCCAUUCAGUGUUAUGGAUAAAUUGUCCUAGAUCUUGCACAUGUGACCCUGACCAGCAUGAAUUUAAACAUACAUUUUUUUUUACUUAGAAGAACUCCCCCUGCCAAAGAGUAGUAAGAACACAGCUCUGAAAAGCUUGCUUUCAAGGAAAAUUACAGCAAUUUAAAACUCCAAAUUAGUUAAGCCUUGUUUGUGGCACCAGGUCUAAAACCUGAUGAAUGUUACAAAACCAGAUCUAUGGGAGGUACCCCAGUUAAGCGUUGCCGGACAGAGAAGUUUUUGUUUGCUUGAUUGUCAACCUAUACCUCAAAGUAAGAAAACAACACAUUGUUUGAGAUCUGUUGAACAUAUUUAUGUCUUUUGUUAGAUUGUCCGGGUCAUGCUUGUUGACAUUAAUGGUUGAUCUAAAAGCGCCGUCAGGUAAACCCAGCAGACUCGCUUACCAACAUGUGUCCGUGAUACAAUCAUGGCGGAACCAAAAUGGUGAAAGUGAUUUCUGAACUUCCGGAUUUCAGGUUACCCACAAUGCCUGAGGCAAGUCGGCUAGUCACGCGGUGCGAUAAUGGGCGAGUCCAAAACAUUAGAUAAAGGUGUGUUAAGGUUUAGGAAAACUUUCAAGCCUACAGUAUUUUUCUUCCUAGUAUCUCAAGACUACAAUGCAAUGACUGCAACUAUGGAAUGGCUCAUGUUGAAGGUAGUUUUGUGAUGCCUUACUUCUUGUAACCAUAAUAACUUUAAGCAGGCAUUUAGUAUGAUCCAGGAAGUGACGUCAACCUCGGCCAUUUUUGGACGGCGUAUGGACGAGAUUGCGAAGAGGUAGGUUGUCUUUCUUUCCCCUCUGAUCGGCAAAUUCUCCCUUUAAUUGUUUCGUAAACAUGGAGUUUGUGUAACUUAAGCCUUGUCGUACCUUAUGUCUACUAUCUGUGGUGGUAAACACGGCAGGUUGGACGGGUAGACGCAGUUCUUCGGGACACAAUGGAGCACUAGAGAAAGCAUGUGACGGCAUGUCAUAACACAGCUUGUCCGCCAUUGCUGUUGUGUGUGUUGUUUCUGCAAAUGUUCUAGUUGUUAGUACGUAUGAAGAUGGUAAAUUUUGUCCUUAAUCCAAUAACUGAUGAAUUGUGUUUGUUUACUUCACCCUCCCUUUAUUUGUGGUUUCUUAUCAGGUGACAAUUUCAAAAUAACUAGUGACGUGACUGCCAUAGGACCGUCUACUCCAACUUCUGUGACAGAAGUAGGAGGGGCAGAAAAAGAAAAUGGACCUGAAAGGCAGGACUGAAGAAGUAGAUGUCAGAAUGGAUAGAGAAAUGAGGGAGGAAAAUAGAAGGCGUGCAGCAACAGCACGAGACUCGGGUUUUGACAGUGUAAACAGCAUGGAUGGAAAUGCUGUGGGAAUUGAUGACACAGAGGUAAAGACACCAGAAAAGAGCACAUGGGAGGACAUGUGUGGAAAUGCCCCUGAACUGAAGAAACCAGUAGCAGAUAGCAGAAUACCUAGCUUUAAUAAAACUAACAGAGAGGCUGAAACUAUGGCGUCUUUGUUUGAAAAAAUAUCAUUUCGUGCCACUGAAGCAGCAAAUGAGUGUCGGCGUCAACGGGAUGGCCAUGAGGUGGAUAGUUCCGUGUGUCAGGAAAAACUCACUAAGAUAUGUGAGCUAACCACCUGGAUUAUGAAUCAUACUGACUGGAAAAGUAUAAACAGACAGGCAUCAGCUACUCUAGCUUCAGCAACAUCUGUACCUAGUCUGCUAUCAACAGAUGAGGCUCCUUUGCCACCAUCAGCUAACCAAAAUCUACCUGGAACAGCAAGCCAGGAGCUAGCCGGUACAGCUCACGUACCUGCAGCAAGCCAGGAGCUAGCAGUGACAGCUCAUGUACCUGCAGCAAGCCAGGAGCCAGCGGUGACAGCUCACAGACCUGCAGCAAGCCAGGAGUUAGUCACUACAGCUCACGUACCUGCAGCAAGCCAGGAGCCAGCGGUGACAGCUCACGUACCUGCAGCAAGCCAGGAGCUAGCAGUGACAGCUCACGUACCUGCAGCAAGCCAGGAGCUAGCAGUGACAGCUCACGUACCUGCAGCAAGCCAGGAGCUAGUCACUACAGCUCACGUACCUGCAGCAAGCCAGGAGCUAGUCACUACAGCUCAUGUACCUGCAGCAAGCCAGGAGUUAGUGGCUACUGCUCACGUACCUGCAGCAAGCCAGGAGCUAGCGGUGACAGCUCACAUACCUGCAGCAAGCCAGGAGCUAGCCGGUACUGCUCACGUACCUGCAGUAAGCCAGGAGCUAGUCACUACAGCUCACGUACCUGCAGCAAGCCAGGAGUUAGUGGCUACUGCUCACGUACCUGCAGCAAGCCAGGAGCUAGCGGUGACAGCUCACAUACCUGCAGCAAGCCAGGAGUUAGUGGCUACAGCUCACGUACCUGCAACAAGCCAGGAGCUAGCAGUGACAGCUCACGUACCUGCAGCAAGCCAGGAGUUAGUGGCUACUUCUCACGUACCUGCAGCAAGCCAGGAGACAGCGGUGACAGCUCAUGUACCUGCAGCAAGCCAGGAGCUAGUCACUACAGCUCACGUACCAGCAGCAAGCCAGGAGACAGCGGUGACAGCUCAUGUACCUGCAGCAAGCCAGGAGCUAGUCACUACAGCUCACGUACCAGCAGCAAGCCAGGAGACAGCGGUGACAGCUCAUGUACCUGCAGCAAGCCAGGAGCUAGUCACUACAGCUCACGUACCUGCAGCAAGCCAGGAGCCAGCGGUGACAGCUCAUGUACCUGCAGCAAGCCAGGAGUUAGUCGCUACAGCUCACGUACCUGCAGCAAGCCAGGAGCCAGCGGUGACAGCUCACGUACCUGCAGCAAACCAGGAGCCAGCGGUGACAGCUCAUUUACCUGCAGCAAGCCAGGAGCUAGCCGGUACUGCUCACGUACCUGCAGCAAGCCAGGAGUUAGUCGCUACAGCUCACGUACCUGCAGCAAGCCAGGAGCUAGCAGUGACAGCUCACCUACCUGCAGCAAACCAGGAGUUAGUGGCUACAGCUCACGUACCUGCAGCAAGCCAGGAGCCAGCGGUGACGGCUCAUGUACCUGCAGCAAGCCAGGAGUUAGUCGCUACAGCUCACGUACCUGCAGCAAGCCAGGAGGUAGCAGUGACAGCUCAUGUACCUGCAGCAAGCCAGGAGUUAGUAGUCACUACAGCUCACGUACCUGCAGCAAGCCAGGAGUUAGUCGCUACAGCUCACGUACCUGCAGCAAGCCAGGAGGUAGCAGUGACAGCUCAUGUACCUGCAGCAAGCCAGGAGUUAGUAGUCACUACAGCUCACGUACCUGCAGCAAGCCAGGAGUUAGUCACUACAGCUCACGUACCUGCAGCAAGCCAGGAGCUAGUCGCUACAGCUCAUGUACCUGCAGCAAGCCAGGAGUCAGUCGCUAAUAUAGCUCUUGUACCUACAGUAAGCCAGGAGCCAGCAGUGACAGCUCAUGUACCUGCAGCAAGCCAGGAGUUAGUCGCUAAUAUAGCUCUUGUACCUACAGUAAGCCAGGAGACAGCAGUGACAGCUCAUGUACCUGCAGCAAGCCAGGAGCUAGUCACUACAGCUCACGUACCUGCAGCAAGCCAGGAGCUAGUCACUACAGCUUAUGUACCUGCAGCAAGCCAGGAGUUAGUCGCUACAGCUCACGUACCUGCAGCAAGCCAGGAGCCAGCGGUGACAGCUCACGUACCUGCAGCAAGCCAGGAGUUAGUCACUACAGCUUAUGUACCUGCAGCAAGCCAGGAGUUAGUCGCUACAGCUCAUGUACCCGCAGCAAGCCAGGAGCUAGCAGUGACAGCUCACGUACCUGCAGCAAGCCAGGAGUUAGUCGCUACAGCUCAUGUACCUGCAGCAAGCCAGGAGCCAGCGGUGACAGCUCACGUACCUGCAGCAAGCCAGGAGUUAGUCGCUACAGCUCAUGUACCUGCAGCAAGCCAGGAGCCAGCGGUGACAGCUCACGUACCUGCAGCAAGCCAGGAGCUAGCAGUGACAGCUCACGUACCUGCAGCAAGCCAGGAGCUAGUCACUACAGCUCACGUACCUGCAGCAAGCCAGGAGCUAGCGGUGACAGCUCACGUACCUGCAGCAAGCCAGGAGCUAGCGGUGACAGCUCACGUACCUGCAGCAAGCCAGGAGGUAGCAGUGACAGCUCAUGUACCUGCAGCAAGCCAGGAGUUAUUAGUCACUACAGCUCACGUACCAGCAGCAAGCCAGGAGUUAGUCACUACAGCUCAUGUACCUGCAGCAAGCCAGGAGCUAGUCACUACAGCUCAUGUACCUGCAGCAAGCCAGGAGUUAGUGGCUACUGCUCAUGUACCUGCAGCAAGCCAGGAGCUAGCGGUGACAGCUCAUGUACCUGCAGCAAGCCAUGAGGAAGACCAGAUACAAGGAUCCAUUUUUGAAGAUUUUGAGGGAUUGACUGAGGAAGAACUGUUUGGACGUGCAACAGCACCCCCAGUACACCUGGCAAAUUUCCAGUACUGGCUUCCCCAGGCACCACCUGGACAGAUAUCUUUGCUUGAAGAAAUCAGGCAAAGGCAUCGUCAACACAUCAGCACAAACCCACGGGCGCAGCGUUUACGAGUUGACAGACACGAUGGAAGUCCACUUCACCAGCAGAAUAUCAACUAUUACCUUGAUAACCCCGAAAGCAUCUGGCAUGAGCAGUAUGUAGUAUUUUGA
Molecule: messenger RNA, 5315 nt
Organism: Branchiostoma floridae (Florida lancelet)
Lineage: Eukaryota; Metazoa; Chordata; Leptocardii; Amphioxiformes; Branchiostomatidae
Product: protein PRRC2C-like
Exons: 5
Coding region: 1857-5315 (1152 amino acids)
Source: RefSeq, a predicted model, not a curated record